This is a messenger RNA of Dendrobium catenatum, 2196 nucleotides long. RefSeq names its product 3-phosphoinositide-dependent protein kinase 2. Lineage: Eukaryota; Viridiplantae; Streptophyta; Magnoliopsida; Asparagales; Orchidaceae. The transcript is spliced from 11 exons. Gene Ontology annotation, biological process: peptidyl-serine phosphorylation; intracellular signal transduction. The coding region runs from base 135 to 1601 and encodes 488 amino acids. Gene Ontology annotation, molecular function: protein serine/threonine kinase activity; ATP binding. The record is from RefSeq and is a predicted model, not a curated record.
UCCCUUCUCUUCAUCCUUCCCUCCCUCAUUUUCUUCUUCUUCUCAUUGUCUCAAUCCCCUUUCGUGUUCUCCUCCUCUCAUUUUCGCAGAAGAAUCUCACUUUCUGUCGUAUUCUCUCUCAUCUAGCGACUGAGAUGACCGUCGUAAGGGGAUUGGAUGAAGAAUUGACGAACGAGUUUGAAGAGGUGCGGCCUCCCACGCUGCGGAGCGUUGUCAGCUGCAAUGGUCCACGGAGAACGAGCAACUUUACGUUUAGGGCACCGCAAGAAAACUUCACCAUCGAUGAUUUUGAGCUGGGACCGGUCCUCGGCGUUGGUUCUUUUUCCAAGGUAGUCAGGGUAAAGAAGAAAGACACUGGAAAUGUUUAUGCUUUGAAGAUCAUGGACAAGGAUUUUAUUACAAAACAACAUAAAGUAUCCCACGUAAAACAGGAGCGCAUUGUACUCGAUCAACUAAAUCAUCCCGGGAUUGUUCAGCUUUUGUUCACAUUCCAAGAUUCUUAUUCCCUUUACAUGGCUUUCGAAGCAUGUGAAGGAGGAGAGCUAUUUGAUCAAAUAACCAGGAAAGGCCGUAUCUUUGAGGAUGAGGCUCGCUUUUAUAUAGCAGAAAUUAUUGAUGUGUUGGAAUAUCUACAUGGUAUUGGAUUGAUUCAUCGUGAUAUUAAGCCAGAGAAUUUGCUCCUUACUGCUAACGGUCAUGUCAAAGUUGCGGAUUUUGGUAGUGUAAAGGUAACUGAAGGCACCAGAAUCUUACUACCUCCACUUGCAGCAAGUGAAACAACUGGUUCCUUCGAGGGAACUGCUGCAUAUGUUCCUCCAGAAGUACUUAACACUUCUACAACUACUAUAGCAAAUGAUCAUUGGGCUCUUGGGUGCACCUUGUACCAAAUGCUUUCUGGAACUUCUCCCUUCCAAGAUUCUAGUGAAUGGCUUAUGUUUAAGAAAAUCAAAUCAAGAGAUAUUAAGUUCCCAGUUUACUUUUCUGAUGAAGCCAUUGAUCUGAUUGAUAACUUAUUGGAUAUGGAUCCUGGAAGAAGAUUGGGUGUUGGCCCUGGUGGUUAUCCUGCCCUGAAGAUGCAUCCUUUCUUUAAGGGCAUUGAAUGGAGCAAAUUAAGAGAGAUGUCAGCACCGAAGAUUGCUCUCGACUCGAAUGAUUCGACGGGGGAGUCAAAAAAAAGUAACUCAGACGUCGCCCUGUAUAAGACUUCAGCUUCAGGGUUUGGUUCUAAUACAACACCAUCAUUAGAAUUUCAUUCUGUUUUCUUGGCUUCAGUAGACUCUUUUGACUCUAGAUGGCAAGAGUUUCUGGAGCCUGGGGAGUCCAUUGUUUUGGCAUCUAAGCUUAAGAAACUGCGUCUGCUCACAAGCAAGAAAGUGCAGCUCAUCCUCACCAACAAACCCAGAUUAUUUUAUGUUAAUCCUUCGAAGUCAAUGGAAAAUAUGAAGAUAAUUUGGUCUGAUAACCCUAAUGGCAUUAGCGUCCAGGUCUUAAAUCCUUCACAUUUCAAGGUUUGCACGCCAAUGAAGCUCUCAUCGUUUGAGGAUAAAAAACAGCUUGCAUGGCAUUGGAAGAGGGCGAUUGAAGGCCUUGCAAAUCACUGAAUUCACUUCUUGGACCCAAGAUUAUGCCUUGUAAGUUCAUUUGGUUGCUUGAAGUUAGAAAUAACUUUUUGAAAAUAAUUAUGAUAUUUGCUAAAUCCUUCAUUUGAUCAAAUCUAAUUAAACACCAAUAACCUUCUCAAAAAUGAUGAUGAUUUUAUUUUCACUCAAAAUAAUUGAAAACAAAAUCCUCAUUUUUUAAAACAUUUUUUCACUAGAAGCGACCCAAUUAGCCAUAAAGCAUCUUUUCCAUCUACAAGCAACCAAAUGAAAACCUAAGAGCAAUUAUCUUUAGCAAGGAAGGAACAAGGUUAUUUUAAGAGCUCCCUUCUGCAAUCAAAUCUACAAGCAAAAGGUCAUCCCAGUAACAGGGAAGAUUGCCAACUAGUUUGAAUUUGGUUUAUACCAUAGAUUGAAUUGUAGUUUUUUAGCCUUUGUUGGUGUACAGAACUGUUUGUGCAUAGAAGAAGGCCAGAAAUGGCGUUGGAGCACAAUUUUUGAAAUCUUUUCAGUUUCCAAACGUUAUAUGCAAAUGUUUGCAUAUGCUGGAGAUAAACUGCAUGUGGUCUUAAGUGAAUUUUGAUAUGAAUAGUAUACU